Solanum dulcamara is the source of this 1742-nucleotide messenger RNA. Its product is annotated as nicotine N-demethylase CYP82E3-like. Gene Ontology annotation, biological process: defense response to other organism. Bases 73 to 1635 code for a protein of 520 amino acids. Gene Ontology annotation, molecular function: monooxygenase activity; heme binding; oxidoreductase activity, acting on paired donors, with incorporation or reduction of molecular oxygen. NCBI's taxonomy places the organism in Eukaryota, Viridiplantae, Streptophyta, Magnoliopsida, Solanales, Solanaceae. The transcript is spliced from 2 exons. The record is from RefSeq and is a predicted model, not a curated record.
CGCACGCUAUUAACAAUUUUUCGUAAUAUCUUCCUCAGUCUAGCUCUUCCUUCUGAGUUAGUUGCUGAACUAAUGGAUUGUCAUUUUUCUUCCCAUUUACAAGCUAUUUUUGGCAUUUUAGUCUUUCUAUUCUUUCUCAUAUUCUUACGGAGAAGAAACACAGUUACUUCCAAAAAAUUAGCCCCUAAAGUCCCCGGAGCAUGGCCUAUCAUUGGCCAUCUCCGUCUACUCAAUGGUACAGAUAAAAAUGUCCCAUUUGCUAGGACUUUAGGGGCAUUUGCCGAUAAAUACGGACCUAUUUUCACAUUGAGAAUGGGGAUGUACCCCUACUUGAUAAUCAGCAAUUGGGAAGCAGCUAACGAUUGUCUUACUACUCAUGAUAAAGAUUUCGCUGCCCGUCCAACAUCGAUGGCUGGCCAAAGCAUUGGUUAUAAGUACGCGAGAUUUCCUUAUUCUAAUUUUGGUCCUUAUUAUAAUAAAGUGCGCAAGCUAGCCUUAACACAAAUACUCUCAAGUACUAAACUCGAAAAACUGAGGCAUAUACGUGUCGUUGAAUUGGAAGAUAGCAUCAAAGACUUGUAUUCUUUGACACAAGUAAAUAAGAAUGAAGUGAACAUGACUCGAUGGUUUCAUCAAUUGACUUUAAACAUAAUUGUUAAGACCAUAUGUGGGAAAAGAUACAACAACAUAGAGGAGGAUGAGGAAGCAAAGCGUUUUAGAAAGGCUUUUAAAGGGAUCAUGUAUGUUGUAGGACAAAUUGUUUUGAAUGAUGUAGUGCCAUUUCCAUUGUUCAAAUAUUUUGAUUUCCAAGGGCAUAUAAAAUUGAUGAAGAAUAUAUAUAAGGACUUGGAUUCUAUUCUUCAAGGUUGGUUAGAGGAUCAUAUGAAGAAAAAGGAUGUGAACAACGAAGAUCAAGAUGCCAUAGAUGCCUUGCUUAGGGCCACACAUGUUAAUGAAUUCAAAUGCUAUGGUUAUUCUCAGGCCACCGUCAUCAAGUCAACUGUCUUGAGUUUGAUCUUGGAUGGCUCAGACACAACAGCUGUUCAUUUGAUAUGGAUAAUGUCCUUAUUGCUAAACAAUCCGCGUGCUAUGAAACAAGCCCAAGAAGAGAUAGAUACAAAAGUAGGUAAAUCGCGAUGGGUUGAAGAAAGUGACAUAAAAAAUUUAGUGUAUCUUCACGCUAUCGUUAAAGAAACGUUACGCUUAUAUCCACCUGUUCCUUUACUCUUACCACAUGAAGCAGUGCAAGAUUGUAAAGUGGCUGGUUACGACAUCCCAAAGGGUACUCGUUUGUAUAUCAAUGCGUGGAAAAUACAUCGAGAUCCUAACAUUUGGUCAGAACCUGAAAAAUUCAUGCCCGAGAGAUUUUUGACAAGCAAAAGAAGUGUAAAUGCUCAUGGUCAAUAUUUUGAAUUUAUUCCAUUUGGUUCUGGUAGACGAUCUUGUCCCGGGAUAAAUUUUGCAACCUUAGUAACACAUUUGACUUUUGCUCGCUUGCUUCAAGGUUUUGAUUUUAGUAAAUCAUCGAAUACGCCAAUAGACAUGACAGAAGGCGUAGGCAUUACCCUGCCUAAGGUAAAUCGAGUGGAAGUUCUAGUUACGCCUCGUUUGUCUUCUAAGUUUUAUGUAUUUUGAAAGUGUAGAUUUAUCAGGCAUGGGUUGAAUAAUUGAUGUUUUAAUCUGUUUCUAAUAUUUUUUGUUACUUGAAUAAGUGUGUAAUUUCAUAUAAAUGCAAGACUGAU